Molecule: messenger RNA, 4332 nt
Organism: Alligator mississippiensis (American alligator)
Lineage: Eukaryota; Metazoa; Chordata; Crocodylia; Alligatoridae
Gene: CHRNA4
Product: cholinergic receptor nicotinic alpha 4 subunit
Exons: 6
Coding region: 152-2074 (640 amino acids)
Biological process (GO): nervous system process; chemical synaptic transmission; signal transduction
Cellular component (GO): synapse; postsynaptic membrane; neuron projection
Molecular function (GO): acetylcholine-gated monoatomic cation-selective channel activity; transmembrane signaling receptor activity
Source: RefSeq, a predicted model, not a curated record
UCCCGCCGCCGCUCUCCUCCCCCGCCCCGCGGCAGGAGGCGGGCGGAGCGGAGCGGAGCGGAGCGGAGGCAGCGCAGAGCCGAGCCGGAGCCGGGAGAGCGGCGGGACCUGCCCCGGGGGAUGCGCCGAGCCCCGCGCCCCGCACACCGCCAUGGGCUGCCCGCGGGCCGGGGGGGGCCGCCUGCUGCCCCCGCCAACGCCGCCGCCGCUCCUGCCGCUGCCGCUGCUGCUGCUGCUGCUGGGCGCCGCCGUGCUGCGGGUGUGCGGUCACGUGGAAACCCGAGCCCACGCUGAGGAAAGGCUCCUGAAGAAACUCUUCUCGGGCUAUAACAAGUGGUCCCGCCCUGUAGCCAACAUUUCGGACGUGGUGCUGGUCCGCUUUGGAUUGUCCAUCGCACAGCUCAUUGAUGUUGAUGAGAAGAAUCAAAUGAUGACCACGAACGUGUGGGUGAAACAGGAGUGGCACGACUACAAGCUGCGCUGGGAUCCCCUGGAAUAUGAAAACGUGACAUCAAUCCGGAUCCCCUCUGAGCUCAUCUGGAGGCCGGACAUCGUCCUGUACAACAAUGCGGAUGGAGACUUUGCCGUCACUCACCUGACCAAAGCCCACCUGUUUUACGAUGGCAGAAUCAAAUGGACACCUCCUGCCAUCUACAAAAGCUCCUGCAGCAUCGAUGUCACCUUCUUUCCCUUUGACCAGCAAAACUGCACCAUGAAGUUCGGCUCCUGGACCUAUGACAAAGCCAAGAUAGACUUAGUGAGCAUGCACAGUCACGUGGACCAACUGGACUACUGGGAGAGUGGGGAAUGGGUCAUCAUUAAUGCCGUGGGCAACUACAACAUCAAGAAAUACGAGUGUUGCACAGAGAUCUACCCUGAUAUAACCUACUCCUUUAUUAUCAGGAGGCUGCCUUUGUUCUACACCAUCAACCUGAUCAUCCCUUGCCUCCUCAUCUCCUGCUUGACUGUCUUGGUCUUCUACUUGCCUUCAGAGUGCGGUGAGAAGAUCACGCUUUGCAUCUCCGUGCUGCUGUCGUUGACUGUCUUUCUGCUGCUCAUCACUGAGAUCAUCCCCUCCACCUCCCUGGUCAUUCCCCUGAUCGGAGAGUAUCUGCUCUUCACCAUGAUAUUUGUCACCUUGUCCAUCAUCAUCACUGUCUUUGUACUGAACGUGCACCACCGCUCGCCACGCACCCACACCAUGCCAGACUGGGUGAGAAGGAUCUUCCUCGAUGUGGUCCCGCGCCUCCUCUUCAUGAAGCGGCCCUCAGCAGUGAAGGACAAUUGCAAGAAGCUCAUCGAGUCCAUGCACAAAAUAGCCAACGCUCCAAGAAUUUGGUCCGAGACUGAAGCAGAGCCCAACUUUGUGACCUCCUCUUCAAACAGCCCUCAGAGCAAUGAGCAAUCCCCCACAGCCUCCCUCUGUGCCCAUCUCGAGGAGCCAACCAAGCCCCCAUCGGUCUGCAAGUCACCUUCAGGCCAGUACUCUGUGCUGCACCAGGAGCCAGUGCAGGUGAGCUGCUCUUCCCCGCAGCCCCCCGGCCAUCCCCUGAGCGACACGCAAUCUCCCUCCAUCGCCAAAAGCAGGUCAUUAAGUGUUCAGCAGAUGUACAGCCCCAAUAAAGAUGAGGAAGGGAGCAUCCGGUGUAGAUCCAGGAGCAUCCAGUAUUGCUACCUGCAGGAGGAGUCAUCCCAGACCAACGGCCAGUCCAGCGGCUCUCCGGCCUCUCAGCGUUGCCGCCUGAAUGAAGACAGGUCCCCGCGCAAGCCCUCUCCUUGCAAGUGCAAGUGCAAAAAGAAGGAAGCCGCCGGCACGUCAGGGCAAGGCACCAAAGCUCACAGCACCAAAGAGCAGCCCCUUCUGCUGAUGUCCCCUGCCCUGAAGCUGGCGGUGGAGGGGGUCCACUAUAUCGCAGACCACUUGAGAGCAGAAGACGCAGAUUUCUCAGUGAAGGAGGACUGGAAGUACGUUGCCAUGGUCAUUGACAGAAUCUUCCUCUGGAUGUUCAUCAUCGUUUGCUUGCUGGGAACUGUCGGUCUCUUCCUUCCACCUUGGCUAGCAGGCAUGAUCUAAGAAUAGCUUUGGCAAGAACAAAGUUUGCCCCAUUCGGAGGGUUUUCGGCCACCUGGAAGGAGACGGAGCAGGAGACAGGUCUCCCCGAAUAAUUUACCGUGUGUCUGCGCAUGAAUCGUUCCUGAGAGCUCUGGGAACACCUUCUACGGUUCCAUCAUUUGCCAAGCCAUUCUCAUCUUCUGCAUCUUCUUUCUGGGGGAAACUGUUAUUAAUGUGUAUACAUAGCAUGGUGGCAUUCAUUGACGUAUAUCUAACAAAGGAAGGACAUGGGCACGGUUCCUGAAAGCAGUGCAAAUGGUGGCAUUGUAGACAGACCAGCCAAAUUAGUUCCACUUGACUCGAGAGAGGCGCCCAUGCAUCCUCAAAUAGCAAGGUCACCUCUAAACCUGAAGUCAUUCAGGAUGGUAUGUCCUUGUGACGGUCCUUUUAUAAAUAAAGGGUCAGAUUUGGGAUUCCUGCCCAGGAGAUGCUCUGACAGUCAAGGUGUAGACACAACUGGCCAGGUUGCAAGGCAUGCGGGGACUGGGCUGCACCCACCCAACCUUCCCAGAGCCCACGCUGGCGCUCACCCUGUGCGGCUCCCAACAGCUGUUGCAGAAACAGCUGCAUUAAAUGAUAAGGCCUUAGUCUUGACAUCUUUACUCAUACAAAACUUUGGAAGUGGGAGUUUUACCUGAGUAAGGACCACAUACAAAUUAAACACGGUCUUCAGGGUUGGUUCCCAGUGCAUGGCUAUCCAUCCAAAUUAGCUUUUGGGUUGUGUUCAUUUUCUUCAAGGGGCCAAGGGCUUUGGCUAUAUAGCAAAGAACGAUGAGACGCAGCCUGACUGCAAUGCAUGGCAUGAAAGGAGAGAUAGAGAGGCAGGUUUAGAAAUCUUGCAGUUAUACAUAAGGGCCCAAACUGUUAAAAGUGGGCACCAGAAUUAGAUGCCCCAGUUCCCUUUUUGGGACAUGCAGCUAGCCAUCCAAAGUAGGACCAGCAGGCAUCUAGGCAAACUUCUCAGAAGACAUUAGUAGCUCCGGAUGUCUUCAUUUCAGGUGCCCGAGCUGAGACCGAUUGUCCGAAAGCACCCACCUUCCGAAAAAUCAGCCCCCAUCAAAGCAGCUGCCUUUAGAGAGCAUUAGUCACUUCUGGAAACCUUGCCUGUGUAUAGCUGCAAGUGUCCACCCAGUUCUACUUAGGUGGCAAUUGCAUUUGCAAAUAGUCAGGUGAUUAUACAGUCUGUAUACUAAGAUUCCUUUCUACGUGCAAUUUGUUUUUAUAACCCCCAAGACUUGAGGAAACCUUGCUGGAUGUUUAGGGCUCACACCCAACGGGCCUGCAAAAAUUCAAAUGGAAGUUGAAAUUCCAGAAAAUACUUCUCCAGAAUGUGCUGGCAAGCUCUGCAACUCCAAUCCUCAGUGAAUUAUUGACCUUUAAACACAGUGCUUUUAGGUGAAGAGCAAUGAGAGAGGGGUGAGAAGAAGACAUAUUCUCUGGUGUCUAGCAUGUCUGUCAAUAUUUGAGAAAGCUUGGUUUUUAUUUUAUUUUUUUUGUCAAGUCUGUCGCAGUUACAGAUGCUUCUGAACCCAAUCAGUUUUGCAGAUGAUCAGGGAGCGAGGUUGGCCAGUGCUGUUAUCACCCUGUCAGAAGGAUCAGGCCCAUCUCCCCAAGGCAGUGUUAAUGAGACAUGAUGCUAACUUUCACUGGCCCAGGGUUUUGCCUAAUUAGCUUUGUGUUUUGGAUGGAAGGAAGGAGCAGCAAAGGGAGGAUAAUUUGGGACAGCAGAGAUGCUUCAUAAAGUGGACUCAUUACAGAUGCAUUACACGUGUUAAUGCAUUAUGUUUCCGCUGCGAAGAUCUAGGUCCUAUGCUUGACUCGCAUCCCACUGGAAAAGGCAUCGGUGGCCUAAUUCUCAUCCUCUUACAUCCACAUGAUCAGCACACCAGCAUUGGCAGCCCUGCCUCAUGAAGGGUUAGAUUACUAGCCGGGGAUGUUCAGUCUUGCUACUCAAGGGCAGGGUUUCAUGUCUCACCACCCCUGCCUGAACUACGCCAGCCCAAGCCCAUUGUAUCCCUCCCUUGCUUGCGUGAGCACGCAGUCCACACCAAUGCUUUCUGUACAGAAGUGGGGAGGUGGACGGGAGGCAGGGAAGCGGUUGGUGCCGGUGAUCUCUGUGCAGCGUUCCCGAGGACUCUGAGCCAAUCUUUCUGGAUAAAAAGAAAUACAGCGAUGAAACUUCCUGAAACGGCGUGAAAUAAAGUCUUUCCAAUCCCUUG